Molecule: messenger RNA, 1122 nt
Organism: Cucurbitaria berberidis CBS 394.84
Lineage: Eukaryota; Fungi; Ascomycota; Dothideomycetes; Pleosporales; Cucurbitariaceae
Product: tetrapyrrole biosynthesis, porphobilinogen synthase
Exons: 2
Coding region: 1-1122 (373 amino acids)
Biological process (GO): heme biosynthetic process
Cellular component (GO): cytosol
Molecular function (GO): zinc ion binding; porphobilinogen synthase activity
Source: RefSeq, a predicted model, not a curated record
AUGUCCUUCUCCUCGCUCGUCUCAGACAUUGCCAACCGGAGCUCGGAACGACCAGAUUUCCGCUCGCAGGCAUCAGAGGCGCGGUCGACGCGAUCGUAUGCUAGCACUGCCGCGACCAGCGUGAGCAUAGCGGGAGAUAUCAAGAGUCAAUUGCAUGGAGGGUACAGCCACCCGCUGUCGCGGUCUUGGCAGGCCGAGCGACAGCUCACAAAGUCGAUGCUCAUAUACCCCCUCUUCAUCUCUGACCAGCCGGACGAGGAGACGCUCAUUCCCUCCCUACCGAACCAACACCGCCGAGGCCUGAAUAAGAUCGUUCCAUACCUCACACCGCUCGUUGCGAAGGGCUUGAGGUCGGUCAUACUGUUCGGUGUGCCCAUUGCACCCAAUGCGAAGGACGCCCUGGGUAGCAAUGCCGACGAUCCAAAGGGCCCAGUCAUUAGAGCGAUCCGCAUACUCCGACGAGCGUUCCCCGACCUCUUCAUCGUUGCCGACGUCUGCCUUUGCGAGUACACUUCACACGGACACUGUGGUAUCCUGCGGGACGAUGGCAGUCUGAACAACGCGUUAUCGGUUGAGCGCAUUAGUGACGUGGCUAUAUCCUACGCACUGGCUGGCGCUCACUGCGUCGCCCCCUCGGAUAUGAACGACGGCCGUGUCCGUGCUAUCAAAUUGAAGCUCAUCGAAGCUGGCAUAGCUCACCAAAUCGUGCUCAUGUCGUAUUCGGCUAAAUUCUCAGGAUGUUUAUAUGGCCCCUUCCGCGACGCUGCAGGCUCAUGUCCUUCAUUCGGCGACCGACGAUGCUACCAGCUUCCUCCCGGUGGCCGAGGCUUAGCACGGCGAGCCAUUAUAAGAGACAUCAGCGAAGGCGCUGACAUUAUCAUGGUGAAGCCAGCCAGCCAGUACCUAGAUAUCAUCAGCGACGCAAAGGAGCUCGGAAAGGAUAUGCCAAUUGCAGCGUACCAGGUGUCCGGCGAGUACGCUAUGAUCCAUGCUGCAGCGGCAGCCGGAGUUUUUGAUCUAAGGCAAAUGGCCGAAGAGGCCACACAGGGCAUCCUACGAGCGGGAGCUUCGAUAGUUGUCACCUAUUUCACGCCAGAGUUCCUGGACUGGCUAAGUAACUAG